Messenger RNA from Homalodisca vitripennis (glassy-winged sharpshooter), 3786 nucleotides. RefSeq names its product tonsoku-like protein. The coding region runs from base 265 to 3597 and encodes 1110 amino acids. The record is from RefSeq and is a predicted model, not a curated record. Gene Ontology annotation, molecular function: protein binding. The transcript has 24 exons. NCBI's taxonomy places the organism in Eukaryota, Metazoa, Arthropoda, Insecta, Hemiptera, Cicadellidae.
CAACACUCACCAAGAGAUGAUAAAAUGGAGGGAGAACUUCGAAAGAAACGUUGCCGGGUUUUCUCAAAGAAAAUAAUGGAAUUAAGGAAGGAUUUGAAGUGGUUGAUCAUGAUGUUAGAUCAGAAGUUGUGAUACAAAAGUUAUAAUAAAAUGUGGCGCCAUUGAUCAUUGCAUAUUUUAUCUUUGCUUAGGAGUUUAAUUAAUGUCCUCUCACUGCUCGUGUAUCUUUUUAUAAUUUAGUUGUAGAACUGAAACUGAAACACAAUGUCGUUCCAAAAAUGGAGGAAGAAAAAAGAAAAAGCUAUCAAUGAAGGAAAUUUAGAUGAACUAUUUUUAGCAUGUUCAGAAUUAGCAGAGCUGUACACAAGUAAAGAAGAAUUUGAGAAUGCCCUCGAAGAAUACAAGGAAGCAAAAAGAGCAGCCGAAGCGGCAAACAACACUAUCAACGUGGCAGUUGCCCACAGGAUGAUCGGUGAAGUGUAUAGCAGCAUGCAGAAGUAUGAUUUGGCCGUAAAACACGAGUUGAAGUAUUUAGAAUUGGCCAGGUCGAAGAAUGACUCGGUGGAGGAGCAGAGAGCCCUCGCAAACCUCGGCCACAUGUACCUGAUAAAAGCUGAUACGUUUGCUAAUCCUGAUUCUGCCGAGAGGCAAGAUACGCUCGGAAAAGCCAAGAAAUAUUGUCUGCAGAGUCUCCAGGUUUGUGAGAAGCUGAGUAAUGUGAAUAAGAAGGAGCUGGUUGAAAUGCAAGCUCGGUUGUACCUCAACCUCGGUUUGAUCGCGGAGCAACAGGGUGAUGCCGACGCUGGUGUCAGCUACCUCAACAGGGCAAUCAAUCUAUGCAAGAGUAUGGACAUCUGGGAGAUCCUGUAUCGUUCUUACAACUCGCUAGCCUGCCUCUUCCAGCACCAGUCUAACCAUGCUCGAGCCCUGGAGAACUUCGACAAGGCCAUGAAUGCCGCACAACGGCUGCAAGACAAGAACCAACACAUCUGCGAUUUGUUACUGCUGAAAGCUGAUGUGCUUUUUAAUUUGCCAGAUUUUCGAGGUGCUAAGCAGUGCCUCUUAAAAGCGUACAAGUUAAACACUGCAAACCGCAGAGAAGUUGAAAAGAAAUUAAGAACUGUGGCAGCAGUGAAUCGAUUCGAGGAGCAACUUCUCAACACUCCAGACUUUGAUUUGGCCACCAAAAAGUCUCUAUAUGAGUCGCUUGGAGAUGGCUGUGCCGGCAUGAAAAGUUAUUCUAAAGCCCUCGAGUACUAUUACCUCAUGUUAGAGACUGCAAAGAAUAUGGGAGAGACGGGAGAUCAGUUGAGACCUUGUUACGUUUCCUUGUCCCAGACUUACAAGGACAACAAGCAGUACAGUCUGGCUAUCAAGUAUUUCAACGAAGAGCUCAAGUUGAAUAGCAACAAUCCAGUUGAAGCAUGCAAGACGACUCUGAACAUAGCGGAAGUGUUGGAGAUCAAGGAGGCGGAUGUGGAAGAGAUACUGGAGGCGUACCGACAGGCCCUCAGCCUGGCUCAGACCGCCAAGGAUCACAGACUGGAGGCCAGAGCUCUGUCCUCCUUGGUGCAGGUGCUUCGAGACAACAAUCGGCUCUCUGACUCCAGAAAAUUGGAAGUUGAGUUGGAGAACCUGAGAGAAAAGUUUGGCCCUCUUUCGUCAGACUCUGAGGGUGAUGAAGAGGACGAGAAUACUCCAGAUAUUGGUGCUGAUAUUUGUAUUGAAGAACUGUCAGAUGUUGAAUUGGAAGAGGGAAAUGAAAAUGCAGUGAGGACUCGCAAGAAGUGCCCCACAACAAAGUUCAGGCGUAAUGAAAAAGGGGAAUUUCCACUCCACACAGCAUGUAUCAGUGGAAAUUUGGCGCUUGUCAGAAAACUUCUGGAGCAGGGUCACCCGGUGAAUGUUCGGGACCACAACGGGUGGCUGCCGCUGCACGAAGCCUGCAACUUCGGCUAUCUGGAGAUUGUGGAGGAGCUACUGAAUAAAGGGGCUGCCAUCAAUGACAAGGGAACGGAUGGGUGUGACGGCAUGACGCCCCUGCUGGACGCUGCUUCCUGCGGCAACCUCAGUGUCAUGAACCUGCUCCUGCAACGUGGUGCUUCUCCAGUCAUGAGGACCAAUAGGGGAGAGACAGUUUUGGACUGUCUGGUCGCCUGGCGGAAACGUUACAUCAGGGACGAGAAGAGAGACUUGGAUCCGGACACCCUCAAUCAGUACAAUGAUCUGGUCAAGACGUUAGGAGCGGCUCUCAAAAAAGCCGGCCAUAAACCAGAAUCUGACAAGAGAUCUCCUUCUCCUCCUUUAUAUUCUGCCAGCCAACCAAAAUCUGCAAGGAGAUCAACAGGAAGUGACUUUAGAGACAAAAUCGCUCGAAGAUCAGGUCCCUCAAGUUCUUCAUUGGGGAAUUUUGAUGAUCAGGAUUUACGCCAGAGGAAGAGUCACACCAACCAGGACCUAGUGUCCAGACCUUCGAGUAGUUCCUUGCGAAGGAGUAUAGAUGAUGUUACACUCGUUCAAGACAGAAACGCAGCCAGAGAGUAUGAGGAUGCGAUGAAGGCUCUACGACGUAAGCCUGUGCUUCAACCAUCGUCAAGCUCACCUACGGAGAGUAAAAGUGCGUUGUUGGACGAGAAUGAGUUGGUGGACGAUUGGCUGAUUGAUGAUUUGGCUGUGAAUGCCAACCGAGGGGUGAAGCGACGGAGGAUGCACGAGUUCGACGGGGAGCCACAGAGACGACCGAACCGCCUGGCAGUGACCGAUCACGGCGGUGGUAGGACCAUGGAAACUGAGCGAAGAAACAAUUUCCGUCCAGUCAGUCCCGUCAACAUGGAGUCUGAUUCAAAUGAUUCGGAACGUAAUCAGCAAAUGGAGGAUGUAAAUGAUAACGAGAACUUGGCUGAACUAUCAGAACUACUUUCAUCUGAUGAACCAACCUCACAACAUCGUAGUCAGCCACUCGAGAGCACUCCAGUCUCUCGACACGGGAGUUCCUACCAAGUGCCUUUGUCCGUUUUCGGAGUGGUCCGAAAUCCUGUACCUCGACAGCCUGAACCGGAGAUGACUGUCGGUAAUACACUGCCAACAAGUCAACCUGCUGCAGUUAGUCAAAUCAUACAUCAGCCUCCUCCUCAGGUCUCUCAGAUGGCUCCACCUUCAAUAAAAGUCCGAGUGGAAGGAAAACUCCUGUUGGUUCCGUUGCCGAUAACCUCUGCUGAGCCUCUCACCAUAGCAUGGCUUGCUGAGGAAGCGGCAAAGCGGUAUUACAGCUUUGAAGGCAUGGAGCCCAGAUUGAGUCUGACAACAGAGGACGGUGCCAUGUUGGCUCCCCAAGACCCGGUUACUCUGCUGCUCUCUUACCGGGAAGUGAAUGGAGUUGUCAUGUCCUGGAAAAUGCAUCCCAUCACAGAACGCUACCGGGAGGCCUGCUUGGAGCUGGGAACAGAUGUGGAUGAGUACCUGGAGAGGAGUCUGGACAUCAGCCAGGCAUCGUUUUCUCUGAACCUGAAAGGCUGUUCGCUGGAUGCUCCGAUGUUGGACCCUGUGUUUCCGAGCCUCACUGCACCAGACUUCGCUCCAACACUUGAUACUGAGUGACAACAGGGUCGGGGACAGCGGUAUGCAGCUGUUGGCAAAACUGGUUACCAAACUUCCACACCUGAGAGAGCUCGACUUGACUUGUAACGGUAUCACCUAUGAGGGUCUCAACAUCUUUGUACAUCACGUAGUGGAGCAUCAAGCUUGUAAGAGGUUGGAGAUACUGAAGAUGAGCCACAACAAGCCCGG